AUGGAGAAAGAGGCUGUCCAAAUCUGCCUGUGCCAUCAGCAGGAAGCUGGUCCUCCUUCCUGGUGCUUGGGAGAUGCAAAUGAUAGGAACAAUAGGGCCCCUGUCCCCAGGCCAUUUGUGCGGCUGCUGCCACUGCUCCUGUAUCCCUUCUAUCCUUCCUGUGCUCAGCAUCCCUUCCUGGAAGCCCCAGAGGAGGAGGAUAAAUAUGAGCUGCCCCCCUGUGAGGCUCUGCUCCGCCACCUCGCCCCUGCCCAACUUUCUGGCACUGAGGAGGACUCUUUGUACUUGGAUCACUCGGCUCCCCUGGGCCCUCCCACAUCACCACUGCCACCACCGCAGCCCCAGCCGGCGAUGGUACACAGCCUCCCUGCCCGCCCCACCCCAGCAUACCAUUUUCCACCCAAAGCAGCGCUGAGCCCACUGGAGGCCCUGAAGCAGAGCUGGCCCCUUGGAAGGCGAGAACUGGGUGAACCGGCCCGAGCGGUGCCAGGCCCUGCGAAGGAGCCCGAUGAGGACAUCUACGUGGAGUGUGAGCGCAGUCCAGCCCCAGCCUUUACUCAGACUCUGAGUUCCCCAGUCCUGACGGCCCCAGUCCUCCUACCAAGGAUAUCCGUGGGGCCCAGGCCCACCAAAACCCCCCAAGAAGCUCAGAAUGGAGCAUCAAAGGCCACCUCUGAAGGGUCUGUACCGAAUCAGGAAGCUCCCAGCCCGUAUCGUAACAUCACUCCUCACUUGGAGGUCACGCGUGGCCCAGCCGAAAGAAGAACCUCUCUUUCUUCUAUAGCCGCAGCCCAGAACACCUCAGCUGCCCAGGAAGGCAAUCUGCUGGGUCAACCUUGGUACUCAGGGAACUGUGACCGCCAUGCUGCUGAGAGCGCCCUGCUCCGAUGCCAGAAGGAUGGAGCCUACACCGUGCGCCCCAGCUCAGGCCCUCGUGGCACCCAGCCCUUCACCCUGGCAGUACUUCUCCAUGGCCGAGUCUUCAACAUUCCCAUCAGGCGGCUGGCUGACGGGCGCCACUAUGCCCUGGGCCGGGAGGGCAGGAACCAUGAAGAGCUCUUCUCCUCCGUGGCCGCCAUGGUCCAGCACUACACACAGCAUCCCUUACCGCUCCUGGACAGACAGAGCGGCAGCCGGCAGCUCACCUACCUGCUCUUCCCCACCAAGCCCUGA
Messenger RNA from Rangifer tarandus platyrhynchus (Svalbard reindeer), 1173 nucleotides. The record is from the annotation of a GenBank genome assembly. Lineage: Eukaryota; Metazoa; Chordata; Mammalia; Artiodactyla; Cervidae.